Knipowitschia caucasica is the source of this 300-nucleotide messenger RNA. Lineage: Eukaryota; Metazoa; Chordata; Actinopteri; Gobiiformes; Gobiidae. The record is from the annotation of a GenBank genome assembly.
AUGGAGCUCGCCGUCUCCUUGUGCGCGUUGGCAGUCCCACGCUGGCCUGCCCCCGCGCCUCCGCUCCCUGUAUCAGCUCAGAACAGGAGCCGACGCGGGUUCUCUGCAGCAUUCAGAGCAGUGCGCAGGUUCGACUGGGACGCCCUUGGCCGCGGCCACGCUUCCCCUAAGUGUUCCAGGGGUCCCCAUCUGCAGCCGGCCCGUCCUCUGCCACAUGGCACCUGUCCCUCCGCGAGUCUGCUCCAUUCUUUGUGCGGCCCGUACUCGCCUGCUGCCACCCCGCGCACCGCCUGUUGUUGA